GCCAUACAUGUGUGGAGAGUGCAGCAAGCAGUUCCGACACUUGGGCCAAUUGAAGGGCCAUAUGCGUACGCACACAGGAGAGAAACCUUACAGAUGUGAGAAGUGCAACAAGCGGUUCACUGGGCCAGGUAAUCUGAAGAAACACAUGCGCACUCACACAGGGGAGAAACCUUACAGUUGUCAGGAGUGCAGCAAGCAGUUUAGCGAUUCAAGCAACCUCAAAGCUCACGUGCGAACACACACAGGAGAGAAGCUCUACAGGUGUGAGGAGUGCAACAAGCAGUUCAGUAGGUUGGAUACGCUGAAGGAACACCUGCGGACUCACAGCCUGCAAGUGUGAGUGCAGCAGACAGUUCAA
Molecule: messenger RNA, 358 nt
Organism: Branchiostoma floridae (Florida lancelet)
Lineage: Eukaryota; Metazoa; Chordata; Leptocardii; Amphioxiformes; Branchiostomatidae
Product: protein krueppel-like
Exons: 1
Coding region: 8-340 (110 amino acids)
Biological process (GO): regulation of transcription by RNA polymerase II; central nervous system development
Cellular component (GO): nucleus
Molecular function (GO): RNA polymerase II cis-regulatory region sequence-specific DNA binding; DNA-binding transcription factor activity, RNA polymerase II-specific
Source: RefSeq, a predicted model, not a curated record